This is a messenger RNA of Racocetra persica, 390 nucleotides long. The record is from the annotation of a GenBank genome assembly. NCBI's taxonomy places the organism in Eukaryota, Fungi, Glomeromycota, Glomeromycetes, Diversisporales, Gigasporaceae.
AUGAAAAUCAUUGAUCUUGAAGUUAACAAUUAUGAAAAUGAAGAUCGAAUCAGAAAUGAUAAGAAGAAAAGAAUCGAUAAUAGGAUAUUUAAGAACAGAGCGACGCAAAUAAAGAAUGGUGCCAUACCUGUAAAGUCCAUUGAAAAAGGGGUUGAAGCGAAUAAACUGAAAGAUGCUAGAGUUGAUAUCAAUACGAAUGAAUAUAAGGCGUUCGUUUAUCAGCACAAAUCUGAAAAUGAAGGCAACAUUAAUGAAAUUGGAGUCAAAACAAAUGAACUUAAGGUUUUCGACAAUUACCAUGAAUCUCUGGAUAUAGAAGAAGCUGAAAUAACACAUGAUGUUAAUGGUUCUAAGCAUGAAGAAGACUUUCGAAAAUCUGCUGAUGAAAAU